AUGGAGUACAAACUCCUGAAGACCGAGGUACACGAGCUGCAGGACGGAUCCCCUGGCCACGACAACGAGGCCAUCCUUGCAAAGCUCAUGUCACUCGAGGUCACCGAUGUCCGUCAUCUCUCUCAGAUGCCCGGCUUCAGAAAUCUCUGCAAACGCCGAAUGAGACUGAUGUGGACGUCCCCCAAAGAGGGCGAAACGGAGUACUGCCCUUGUGUCGGCAACCGCACCAUUGAGGCUGCCCAGCAGCACAUUCUCACCUGGGCCGCUGCCGCUCAUGUCGCGGUUCAUGCUUGUCAACGCAUGCGCGAGAAGUUCGAUGAUGGCGUCGACUCCAACUGA
This is a messenger RNA of Fusarium subglutinans, 339 nucleotides long. RefSeq lists its product as uncharacterized. The transcript has a single exon. Lineage: Eukaryota; Fungi; Ascomycota; Sordariomycetes; Hypocreales; Nectriaceae. The record is from RefSeq and is a predicted model, not a curated record. Bases 1 to 339 code for a protein of 112 amino acids.